Messenger RNA from Psylliodes chrysocephalus, 2115 nucleotides. Lineage: Eukaryota; Metazoa; Arthropoda; Insecta; Coleoptera; Chrysomelidae. The record is from the annotation of a GenBank genome assembly.
UUUAUAUCAUGUGCUAGAAGAGUAUAGGGAUUGUUGGAUAUUCAAAUCAAGAUUAGAGUACCUACCUUAUCUCCCCAUAAAUAAAUAAGUUACUUUUCACUUCUAUUUGACAAUGUAAAUUUAGUAACUAUAUGACGAAUAGAUAUGGAUGUAUUAUUUUAUUUUUUAUUUUUAAAAUGUUUUAUAAUAUAUGUAUUUGGUCAAAGUAAUUCAUCUGAAUGUGAAAGUGCCUCUACGGAAAUUCAAAAAAUUUGUUUGGAUCAAGAAAGGUGUGAUACAUGUUUACAAGCUCAUGUUUGCUGCAGUUGGUGUUAUGAUGAGACUUACGCAGGUAGAAGAUGCAAUGUUCAAAACCAGUUGACAGGGUGUAAGAAAGAAAAAAUAGAAUCAUCGUUGAAAAUGGGAGUCGACGUGGAAUGCGAAAAAUGCGAAAAUUAUGAUUUUACUAUUAUAAAUCCAAAUACAAAUUUGACCAAGAUUAUACAAAUGAAGCCUCAACACAUGAAAGUUACAUUAAGAAAAGGUGUUCCUCUAAAUAUUAGUUUUGAGUAUAAACCAGCUGAAAACUAUCUUCUAGAACUCUAUUAUCUCGGUGAUCUCAGUAUUUCGAUGAGUAGUACUAUUAAAGCAUUCAAAUCGCUUGGGAAAGAUCUUCCGCAAAAAUUAUCGAACUUGACGAAGAAUUACAAACUCGCUUACGGCUCGUUUGUAGACAAACCCGGCAUGCCAUUCUAUUUUACAGAUCCGGAUUCGUAUGACAAUCCCUGUCAUCACGAAUUUUCACAGUGCGAAAAAGGAUACUCGUUUAAACACCGGUUGGACUUUACUAAAAAUACCACCAACUUUUUAGAAAAGCGAGAUGACAUCAUCUCACGGUUAAUUUUGGUGCAAGUGAGUUGUUAUUUCUGCAUUUCAUUAACUCUUCAAAAAUAUAUAUCUGCAUAUUUUGCAAUUUUUUUAGGUUAUUUUAGCUUCGUCGAACAAGUUAGUUUCAGUAUUAACCAAACGUCCUCCGAAAACUAUGAUAACCAAGAAAACUACGAUAUUAAAUUUUUCGCUGAUUGCGAAAACAAUAAUAAAGAAAACGAAACUUCAACUUGUUACCAUGUAAAAAAUGAAACUAUUCGUUUUAAAGUACAGAUCACUCUUAAAAAUAUUCCUUUGGGAAAACAUAAAGACACAUUAUUAAUUGAAGAGAAGAACCUUAAUGAAAGAAUAACGCUAUCAGUAGAAUAUUCAGAAAUGUGCCUAUGUGAAAAUUAUUCUAAAUCGAAUAUUACAUGCAAUAAUGGUAUACUAAUGUGUGGCUUUUGUCAGUGUGAGGACGGAUGUGGAAUAUGCAAAUGCGGAAAAUGUAUUUGUGAAGCAUCCUUUACUGGAAACUACUGUGAAUACGAAUGCCCUUCAAAAAGAAGAAGAAGAGAAAUAAUUGUAUGCGGAGGUCCUCAAAAAGGUAAAUGUCAUGAAGGAAAAUGUUCAUGUGAAGCUGGGUACAAAGGUGAGGACUGUUCUUGUUCCAUAUCCCAACAUGAUUGUACGUUUGAUGGAAGCACCAUCUGUAGUGGUAAAGGAGAAUGUAUUUGCAACGAAUGUAAAUGUAACGCCAAUUUUACGGGAAAGUACUGCGAAACUAGUAACUAUGACGGAAACAAUACAAUUUGCGAAGAUUUCGAAUCAAUAAUAAAAGAUGCAUUUCAGGAAAAGGGAAAGAAAGAGAUCUUGAAAAAUAAUCGUUUAAUUAAAAUAAUCGAUAAGUUUACUUGCGGCGACGAUGACAAAAUUUGCACAACCGCCAUUUUCGAAGGCAACAGUAGGUGUAUCUUUGAAUAUUGUUACUAUCAAGCAGAAGAUAACGAUAACAUUAGCUUGCCAGCUAGAAAAAUCUGCACGAUGACAGCUGGUAUCAAAACUAUGUUUCUGGGCGGUGCUAUAUUGGCUGCAAUUUUAAUAGGCGGUGUGAUUGGUAUAAUUUGUUGGAAAAUUAAGAAUUACAAACAGGAAAGAGAUGAGUAUCGACGAUUUAUGGCAGAGACGAAGAAUGCGGCCGAAAUGAAUCCAAUUUACAGAAGUCCUGUUAGUGAGUACAGGAAUCCUUUACGAACCAAAUCUGAUUAA